AUGGCGAUCUUUGCAGACAUGGUUGAGGACAUCAUGGAAGUAUUUAUGGAUGACUUUUCGAUGUUUGGUACUUCUUUUGAUGAUUGCCUUUACAAUCUCUUGUUAGUGUUGCAAUGCUCAAGAGGACUUGAAGUUGGCAAGGUAAAAAUUGAUACAGUUGCAAAGCUUCCACCACCUACCAAUGUCCAAGGCAUUCGGAGUUUCUUGGGACACGCUGGAUUUUAUAGGAGGUUCAUCAAAGACUUCUCAAAGGUACCUAAACCCAUAUGCGACCUUUUGGAAAAGGACACAACAUUUGUAUUUGAUGCAGGCUACUUAAGAGCAUUUGAAACCAUAAAGGAAAAAUUAGUGACUGCUCCAGUGAUGGUAGUACCAGAUUGGAAUCAAUCAUUUGAGGUUAUGUGUGAUGCUAGUGACUAUGUAGUAAAGGGUUCUAGGAAAAAGGCGUGA
Olea europaea var. sylvestris is the source of this 450-nucleotide messenger RNA. RefSeq lists its product as uncharacterized. NCBI's taxonomy places the organism in Eukaryota, Viridiplantae, Streptophyta, Magnoliopsida, Lamiales, Oleaceae. The coding region runs from base 1 to 450 and encodes 149 amino acids. The record is from RefSeq and is a predicted model, not a curated record. The transcript has 2 exons.